This is a messenger RNA of Carassius auratus (goldfish), 2356 nucleotides long. RefSeq lists its product as uncharacterized. The record is from RefSeq and is a predicted model, not a curated record. NCBI's taxonomy places the organism in Eukaryota, Metazoa, Chordata, Actinopteri, Cypriniformes, Cyprinidae. The transcript has 11 exons. Bases 802 to 1794 code for a protein of 330 amino acids. Gene Ontology annotation, biological process: meiosis I sister chromatid cohesion; meiotic sister chromatid cohesion, centromeric; homologous chromosome segregation. Gene Ontology annotation, cellular component: kinetochore.
CCACGCCCUACAUUAGAUCUUUUCAGUAAUCCAUAAGUUUAUUACUUUGUCAGGUGUGCAAUAAGUUGCUGAACAGACUUCCACAAACAGAGAAUGCAACACAUCUAAAGCUUGUAAAUGUGGCAUAUUUAUAAUCAGAUAAAAACUUUCCAUAGUCUGAAAGCUUGCAUAGUGCUUGACAAAGCUUACUGAAAUAUAAAAAUGCCUCUGUUUUUGAAGAUCAGGAUGAAAAUUGUAGUUGGUAAUGUGAUGUUACAAAUUUUAGGUUGUGUAUUCGGUCUACCUUUUUAUAUAUAACUUGUUUAAAACCCCAUUAAACCUAACAUUGAUAUAAAAAGUUUUUUUAAAAGGGUUUUUUUUUUGGAAUCGACAUAAAAAGCAUUAAACAUUACAUUACACAGUCUUAUUAUUGCUUUAUUUGCAAACUUUUAUUUUGUAAUUACAACAGCAUUUGUUUGGCUCUCAAGCUCUGUAUGUGUGAUUAUUUAAAACAAAGGACUACAGUUUGCAAGAUAAGUUUUAUGCAGAAUAAUAACAAUAAUAGGUAGUCUAAAAAAAACCUCUAUCCAGAGAAUCACGUUUAAUUUUUAAAAAAAGGUAGCAAGCACAAUAACAAUAAAUAAAUAAUAAUAAAUUAUAUAACGGAUAGCUACGCGCUUUUGUGACGUCACUUUGCGUGGUUACGUUCUUCAAGCGCUCAGCUGUUAAUUGUAGACCACGCCCACUUUAUCGACGGCGGCACGUGCAGCAUCAGCUGGGUUUGUUUAUGCGCUUGAAUGACAUUUAUUUGGUUUCUCAAGUAUGAUUGUUAGGAAAGCGUCGAGUAGAAAAAGCACUGUGCGCAACGUGACGCCACUGAGAGCUGCCCUGUCCUACAAUUUUCAAAGGCACGGGGCUAAACGCAGUCGAAGCGCUCACCGAGGUCGCCAGCUUUCUAAGUUAAAACCGAUUGGACACAACAAAGACAGUUUCAGAGUUGUAAAGGCCGGUGGAAGAUGUCUGAAUGGCCAGUCGCUGGUUUCCGGGAGCAGGAGAGCUCAUGCUGAGCAGGCCACUGCCUCCGAGGACUUCAGCCAGGACUCCUCAAGUAUAACGAUGCCCUCUGGGGUUUCCAGCUUCUUGCUGGAGUGUUUAGAUGUUGAUUCUCCAGCUUCAAACACGGACACGACGCUCUCAUCCAUCGAGGAGUUUCGCAGAGCUGACAAUAAUGACGAGGUGUUACUGGGUGAAGAUGGGAUGAUGAACACGGUGAAGAACUCAACUCUUCUCGAUCACAGUCAUGCGCAGGAUCUAGCGCUGCAGCAGCCGCCAAACCUCUCCUCCAUUCUUGAGCUAUCGAUAAACCCUGCUGAAGAAAAAUCGUUUUCUUUGUCACCCAUGUGCCUCUCUCCUUUACCGGUGCCCUCUGAAACAUCAGAUAUUGCAUCAGGAUGUGUGUUAGAAUCCGCUAACGAGAGAACGCCUGUAAAUACUAGGGUUUUAGUUCUUCCCCCUGUUGUGAAAAAGUGUUUUACAGAAAAGGAACAACCAGUGAAAUGCAGAAAAGUGACGUUCAGCGAUAUAGUGAGCAUUCGAAACGUUUCAAGCCAUAAACGUGGUAAGGCAGACCAGCAGGAUUGUGGAGGAAAGCUGGUUAAAGCGAGCGGAAGAGUGUCAGCGAGAUCCAGAGACGUUUCCUCGAGGACUGGGAAGUUUUUUGACUUUUCAGAUGAGCAUGAGAGAGAAGCCUUUUUCCAGAGACUCAAACAAACACACGUGUUCAAGUUUCCAGCCAAACCGAUCAUCUCAAUCUGAGAGGACUUAAGUUGAAACAAGCAAAACAAUAUCCCUUCUCUUGCUUUUUCAUAUCUGACCAGCAGAGGACAUCCAACACUUCUUCAACGUGGUUGCUUUACAGUUCUACAAAUAUCUGAAUUGAAGUGAAUGGCCAUGGAGUGUUUUUAAGAGCACGUGAGACUCUUUAUUAAACACUAGAGCUAAAAAGUAUACAAUAAUAUUAGAACAUACCUAUGUAAAAUGAAGUUCAAAUUGAUUAUGUACUUAAUGGAUGAUCUUAGCGCGGAAUCAUCAAAAUGAGAAAAACAAUGCCUUGCGGUGCUCGUGGAACAGGUUUUUUACAUGCAUUAGAGAACCUUACACAUCAAAAUGAUAUUAGAUGUUUGUAUAAAAAAUGAAUAAAUAUUAAAAACACGAAUGCAGAACUUCCUUAAUGUGAAAUUGCUCAUUCUUUUAGUUUCUCUGUGUAUCACCAAGCAUAAAAAUAAUUAAAUGCCCGUGAUUAAAUGCAUCUAUCUUAAUUUUAACCCCAACAAAACAUAAACACAGACGUUCUGACCACGUGGUCUAUGAUCUAUAA